AUGUCGACCUUUGAUGCACUAAAUAAUCCUGAACGAUCAUCGUAUGGCUAUUCAUUAGAUAAUCAUCACAGUUUUGAUUCGGACUCUGAUCUAGAAGAUUUUAAUUAUGUACUCAAUGAAACCGAAAAACAAUUAACAAAAGCAAGACAAAGUUUAGAAAAACGAAAAUUAACAGUUACAUCAUACAUAAAUGAAAAUAAUUUGAAAAAAUAUGAUGAAGUAUUACGUACAUGUGAAACAAAUAUUCAAUGUCUACAAAAUAUUUUAAAAAAUAUUCAUCAUAGUAAAAUAUUGAACAGUACAGAAGCCGUUGAAAAAUUAAACGCUUAUUUGGCUGGUUGGAAUGGUAUGCAACAUCUUGUUAACGAUGAGCGAAGUCUAACACGUCAUUUAUUACAUAUAUCUCAAGAAAUUGUUGGUUUAAAAAAUAAAUUAACAUAUGAAAUUGAUUCUGUUGGUCAAAAAUUUCAAAAUUGUGAUCAAUUAGAUAAUCAAAUAUAUUUAAAAGAAUUUUGCAAUUUUAUAGAAUUUCAAGUGAAUUCAGUUGAACACGAUAUAUCAAAAAGCAUUCCAGGUUAUCAUAAUGAUAUUAAUCAAGGUGAAAAUAAUUUGAAUGAAUUUCGUAAAAAUCAUCCAGAAUUUAAUGUUGGAAACUUGAAUGAUAAAAUACUUUUAAGUAAACAAUUAUUAGAUCAACUUUCAGACAAAACAGAAUCAUACAGAACAUUAUUAAAAACAAUCUUGAUAAUUGUAAAUAAUUUUCAUCAAUUAGAAAGCAAUAUUGAACAAAAGUUUACCGAUACAUUUCAACAAUUGAAUCAUAACAAUGAACAGCCACAAAUUUAUUUGAACAAUAGUGAAACAUCAUCAUCAUCAUCGUCAUCAUCAAUUGGCCAUAAUAAUAAUAGGCAAAAAGUAAAGAAAAAUUUAAAAGAAUUAAAUCAAUUGAUUUAUAAAUACAAUCAAUUAAUUAAACAAAUUGAUUUUUCAGCUAGUGACUAUCAUUAUCAUUUUUUUCACGAUUUAUAUCCAAUAUUAAUAAAAUAUUUUCAACAAAAAUACGAAUUAUAUCAAAAACAAAUGGAUUAUAUUGAUUCAAUUGAUAACAUGAAUAAUAUUAACAACAACAAUAAUAAUAAUAUCAAUAUGACCAUGAAUCAAAAUAAGAAAAAACAUCAGACUAAUGUAACAUUUAAGAAUGAUAGUCAUUUUCUGAUUGAUAAUAUUGAACAUUCGACAAAAACAAAAAAAUUUAAUCAUGAUCAACAACAACAAUAUACAAAGAAUAAUCAAAAAUUAAAAAAUAAAAAUUCAGUAUCAACCAGUAGUCCAAAUAUUAUACAUGAAUCACAUUUUAUUGAAAAUAAUAACAAACCAUCAUCUUUGUCUGGACGAACAGCAAGAACAACGCAAAUAAAACGAACAAAUUAUGUGGAUGAAAAUUCUGUUACCGAACUUGAUUCAAAUUCCAAUCAAAAUACAUCCACAACCUCUUCUUAUAUAUCAGACGAUUGUAAAGUACUGUACAUUGAAACAGUGAUCGAAGUAUCGAAACCCGUAUUUUAUGAACGCUUAAACUCUAUUAGUAAUUCAGAAAUUCAUCGUGUUCACACAACAGAUACAACAUUCACAAAUUCACAAAACGUUCCAGAAGUAAAAGUUGAAUCUGACAGUUCACCAUCAAAAAGAACUAUUAAUUAUUCUCAUUUCGGUCAUCGAAAUAUGUCUGAUAACAGCAAUAGUCGAAACAAUACUGUUAAUGAUGACGAUGACGUAGAAUGCAUACUGAUAAACCCGGUGAAGGAUUCCUUGUUAAAUACCCCGCUAUUAUCUACUCCAACUAAAACUAGAACGAGCACCAGCGAUCAUACAACAGACAGUGGUUAUGAACAGUCAGCAAAUUCGACCAUACAAACAACACCAAAAAGUCUGUUUCGAAAUCAAUUAAAUCAAUAUGUUAAUAAAGACGAACAAGAUUGGAAUCAUCGUUCAUCAAAUAACGAGCCAACGCGACGAAACCAGAUGAGACCACAACAGAAUAACGAUGAUCAAGAGUGGUUGCAAACAAAUACCGCACCACCACCAACAGCACGACCAAAACCACCCAAAACACAGCAAAAUGAUGAAAAUGGUUGGUCGAUAAAUAAUAGACGUGCAUACAUGUCACAAUCUCAGCCAAAAAUAUAUCUCAAUAAAUCCGAGCAAGAACUUUGGUUUUCAAAUAAUGAUCCAUCAACACGUACUCAACUAAAAAUUCAACGUUCACCCGAAGAACAAAAGAAUUUUUUUCCAUUUUCAACUGAUAAUAAUCGUCAAUCGAAAAGUCAAAAUAUAUCAUCUUCGCUAACAUUAAGACAACGAAAACAUCAGAUAAAAAAUCAAGUAUUAUCUUCUAUAAAUAACCGACCAAUUAUUAGUAGGACUGUUCGACCAGUACCACCUUCCUAUAUCGAUCGUUUACGCCAACAAUGGUUAAAAUCAUUAAUACUCGGUUUACUUAUACUAUUGGCUUUAUUUACAUUAUAUUUUUAUAAUCUAGAUUCAUGUACACGUAAUUCCUGGAGACGAAAUGUCAUAAGAAAAAUAAUAAGAGUUGAACAUGAUGGAUUGCCAACAAUGUGA
Molecule: messenger RNA, 2622 nt
Organism: Didymodactylos carnosus
Lineage: Eukaryota; Metazoa; Rotifera; Eurotatoria; Philodinida; Philodinidae
Source: the annotation of a GenBank genome assembly